CUCAAGAACCGAGGACUCCCGUGAUCCCAGCCCGCCACGCCUCUACCAACCAAUGGCAGACCCGUGGCCUGCUGCACCGCUGGUCAGUCCAAGCUCUCCCUUCCCCACCGGCCCCCCAAGCGGGGGAGCCAAGCGGGCGGAACGCGGCUCCGAGGGGGCGAGCAGGAGGAGGCCUGAGAAGCUGUUUUGAGGGACAGACGUUGAUCCCAAGAUCGAAGACUGCUUCUAGACUACAGUAGCCAUGCCCCCUAACAAGGAUGCUCCAGGCUGCCUUGGCUCACCUCCAGGUUUGAUCUGCUUGCCGCCCAUCUCUGAGGACCUGCAGUUGGUGUGGACACAGGCAGCACAAACAAGCGACCUCGAUGGCAACCAGCAUCUGCUACAAACUUUCAGCUACUUUCCAUAUCCCAGCCUUUCUGAUCUGGCCUUGCUUUGCCUGCGUCAUGGCCUGCACAUGGAGAAGGUUAAGGCCUGGUUCAUGGCACAGCGGCUACGCUGUGGCAUCAGCUGGAGCGCAGAGGAAAUUGAAGAGACCCGCGCUCGCCUCAUCUACCAUCAGGACCAGCUUCACUUUAGUUGCCUGCUUGCUGGGAAUGAUGGUGAUUCCUGGCACCAAUCCUAUAAGAGCCAAGAAUGCCACCAAACAGCGCCUGCUUCUGUGCACUACUCCAGUAAAUACCCAGAAAACCAGCAAUCUUCUAUAACUUCCUUAAACCACUACAGCAUAGCCCAAGGAACAAAGGAAUUUGAGAGAACCACUCAGGACAUUUGGAAAUUGAAGGGAAAUGUAUUGUCCCACCAUAGCAAAGCUCAGGAGAACUGUGAACCUUCAGGUACCUCUGUGCAUCCUCACCAUACCAAAGAGACCAUUUCUGGUGGUUACCGACCUGGUGCAACCACCAGCCUGGAUUAUAAAAUCCAGAACUCUCACACAACAGCCUGGAGCCUCCCCAAGGCCUUCCCACAGCCAAAUGAACUCAUGUCUGCAGUAAAUGGUGGCCUUCACCAAGUGGUUCUUCCAGUAGGCUCUUCUCUCAAAGCUACCCCAUCCUCCUCUACAGCAACAACCAGGCUUGAGUCAUGUAACCUCCAGAACUAUCAAUACCUUACAGGUGACCAGCAGCAGGCUUCAGGUUAUUUAUCGGACACUCUGCGCAAACCUAGGCGAAAGACAAAGGAACAGCUGGAUGUGUUGAAGUCCUUUUUUCUUCGCUGCCAAUGGGCCAGGAGAGAGGAUUAUCAUCUGCUGGAGAAGAUCACUGGACUACCACGGGCAGAGAUCAUCCAAUGGUUUGGAGACACUCGCUAUGCCCUCAAGCAUGGUCAAUUGAAAUGGUUUCGGGACAAUGCAGGGCAAAGUCCAGAGUCUGCCUCCUCAAUACCUCCUCAUCCACUCCUUAAUAGCCAUCCAGAUACAAGCCCACUGGAGCGCCAUUGGGCAACCCAUCUGCAGUUGCAGGAGAGUGACUUGCCAACACUCUGUCAUGAGUCGGGUAUGGAAGCUGAACAGGUGUUGAAGUGGUUCCGUUCACAUUCACCAGCUCCAUGUGAGGUAGAAGUAUGCUUGGGAGAUGAGGAUGAGGUAGAUGAGGAGGUGGCAGCAGCUAUGAUAAAAGUGGAAGAUGAAGACUAUGAGGAAGAAGAUGAUGAUGGUGAUGAUGAUGAUGACAGUGAUGAUGAAGACUGGACAGCGUAGACUCUUGUGUGGAUGAUAGAAAUUCUGGGCUUUUGGGAUGGAAUUGAGGGAAGGAUCAAGGAGGCAAAAAAAAUAUAUGUAAAGAUGUUGGGAGCAAGAUCCCUGCUCCAUCAAAUUCCUGCCAUUGUCCAUGAUCCCAAAUGGGUUCCUCUAUGUUCUAAAAUAGUUUUAUUUUUCCUUUAAGCUCUAGACUGAUUAGAUUCACAUGAUCAAAACAGCCAACCAUGGGUUAUGCAAGCCUUUUUUAACUCUCGCAGAACCCCCGCUACCCAGGUUCUCACGACAUGAAAAGCUAUGGCGAGGUGUUGAAUAUUCAAAAUGGGCGCCCACAGGCCACCCAUGGUGGGCUGUUCAAUCAUGUGAACUAGCCCAAUGUAAGUAAAACCAUUUGCCCUGUCCUUCCCAUUCAAUGAUUAUGUCUUUAAUCAUAGUUAAAAGGUUGAUGGAAAUGGAAUUUCCAAUACCCCUUUCAAGCUUCUGAGUCCAUUGUAUGUGCCCCUUCAGUAGUGGGUUCAAUCUGGAAAGGUCUCUUAUCUAACUUUCAAGUUGCUGCCUGUUCAUUGCACUAACAGAUUCCAGUUUGGUUUCCUUUUCUAAAAUCUUGCUGAUUUCCUCCCCUGGCUAUCCUUGAAUUCUAAAGCUUGUAUCUUUCCUAAUUAUAAUAAGGUCAGAACUCAGACCCAGAGAUACAUGAGGUAAGAGAGAACUGUCUUGAUUCAGCUUUGACUCACUAUGUCCAACUAAUUCUUUUACAUAUGCUUCUAGUUUAGAAUUUGGAUAGUUCCUCUUAUUACCAUUGCAUGUUCUUGGACUCGGGUCUUUCCAGGCACUUCUAUGACUUUCUGUGUUUUCACUCCUAGAGCAAUGCCUUUUUCAUAUUCCAUCCUAGCCAUAUGUAACAUCCAGCUACGCUAAGCCCAUGUAUCAAGUAUAUCCUGUUCUGCUGAGUGAAGCAGCAGCGAAGGGAAUAAGAUUUACUUGUCAAUGGAGAAUUGUGUUGGGCCCCUUACACAUCAAAGAAAUGGAGGAGAAAAACUAAGUCGUUCCAUGCAUUAGCUCUAAUUGCUCCCGCCUUGGUUUUCCUUCUGUUGAUUAUGGGCUUCUAUUUCUAUGAUGUUUCUAUGAUAAAAUGCAGCCCUUCCCAAAUGGCAGAUAUGUUUGAUUCUUGGUAGGUGCUGAACAGAAUGGGGAUUAAGAUGGAUCUUUUGUGGCCUCAUCUUCAUCUUUUGUCUUCCACUUUAAUCCUUUUCUUGCAUCUUUUUUGCCUUUCAUUCUUUGUAGGUCUUCUAACUUUUCUUCUAUACUUGAUGGUCUUUCUUUCCAUGUGUCUGUCAUACCACUUUUCUUUAUUCCUGUGCUUGCUCUUUCUCCCUCCAUCAGUGCAUUGAUUUAUCAGCUUUCCCUGCCAUGCCUUUUUUACCCUACCCCUUGUCUUUCUUCAUUCCACACUGGUUGGCUGAUGCUAUGAACUGAGAACCACUUCCCACUUAAGUCUUAGAUAGGCAGUGGAAAAGUUGCAGAAAUAGGGGAAACAUUAUUGAUUGCUUGGCUCUUGGCUCCCUCCACCAAGUUCUUCAAUGUGGUCAUGUUUGUUGUCUCCCUGGAUAUCUAGGGGAGGAUAAGCUGCUGUCAACUCUUAACUAGCCCUUGGUCUUUUAUAAGAGAGGAUGGUGAAGACAGAUUGUGGGAUUUAUGGUGGUAUGAGUAGGUAGGAAACUGUACAAAGGGAUAACCUGAAUUUAAAAAAAACUAUUUAUUAAAUCAUUUUUUCAAGAUAUUUUACAGAAUCUCUAAAAAAAACAAAAAACACCCAAAACCCACCCUUUCUGGCAAGAGAAACUGAAAAACACUGUAAUAAGCUAAUCAACUGCACACCGAGAAGAUAGUGCAUGGACAGCACAAGUCUGUGUGCUACAGUUCCAAGACCACAACUUGUUCAAAAUCUAUCAAAAGAGAUGAAUAAAAUAGACUAACAUGUGGACUGAUUACUU
Messenger RNA from Elgaria multicarinata webbii, 3687 nucleotides. RefSeq names its product homeobox and leucine zipper encoding (gene HOMEZ). The coding region runs from base 242 to 1696 and encodes 484 amino acids. The transcript has 2 exons. The record is from RefSeq and is a predicted model, not a curated record. Gene Ontology annotation, cellular component: nucleus. Gene Ontology annotation, biological process: regulation of transcription by RNA polymerase II. NCBI's taxonomy places the organism in Eukaryota, Metazoa, Chordata, Lepidosauria, Squamata, Anguidae. Gene Ontology annotation, molecular function: DNA-binding transcription factor activity, RNA polymerase II-specific; DNA binding.